This is a messenger RNA of Colletotrichum spaethianum, 4911 nucleotides long. Its product is annotated as DNA replication ATP-dependent helicase/nuclease DNA2. The transcript has 4 exons. The coding region runs from base 1 to 4911 and encodes 1636 amino acids. The record is from RefSeq and is a predicted model, not a curated record. Lineage: Eukaryota; Fungi; Ascomycota; Sordariomycetes; Glomerellales; Glomerellaceae. Gene Ontology annotation, biological process: replication fork reversal. Gene Ontology annotation, molecular function: 5'-flap endonuclease activity; single-stranded DNA helicase activity. Gene Ontology annotation, cellular component: cytoplasm.
AUGCCUCUCAAGAAGUCAUACUCAGAGCAUGUUGGUUUGCCUGCAAAGGUCCGCCACAGAACAGACCCCUCCACGAGAUGCUCGCUGACUUUGUCCCAGAACCGCUCGUGGCAACGCUCCAAAAGCAACCCAGUCAACGCCCAAACAUCACGACCUCUCGCCCCCGUAUCCGACAAAACAAAGAGCAAGUUGAACCAAUUCCAGUUCCAGUCCCCAGCCAAGGCCGAGGCUUCGGACCAGGAAAAUGGCAGCGGAAACGAAGAUGGCAUUCGACAGACUCGAGAUGACAUCGCCAUCACCCCGACAACGAAGUUGAGCUGGCGCGACUUAAUGGAGUCGAACGCUCCCAAAGAAGACGACACACAAGUUUCACCUAGCGAGCGUAUUCUAUGGAACAACGAACGAGACAAGAACGACCGGACGUACGCCGCAGCCCUCUCGCCGAUGAUGCCCCGGAAGGGCCGUAAAAGAGCUAGGAGUUCGUCGCCGAUAUCUUCUCCAGCACCACACGAGCAACCUGCCACGCCGGCGGUCAAUGUGAAAAAGCUCAGCGAGGCGCUCAAGUCACCACACGCAGACCCAACCUUGGAGCUCUGGGACCGCUUCUCGUUCACCAGCAAUGGCAAUGUAACACCUCUGGGCAUCUCAAACCCGACUCUCGCCAACUUGAUGUUUUCCUCGUCUCCGCGAAACCCCAAGAACGCACCCCCCUCUGCUGGCGACAGCAGUUUGCGAAGAGCCAUCAGCUGCGGUCUCAACUGGCCAAAGAGAAGACGAGUCGACCGAUCGGAUACACCCUCCUUGACAAGCACGUUGACCUGGGAGACGACCGACAGUUCAAAACAUUCGCUCGUAACGGCGCUCCUAGAUACAGUCACUGGUAGCAUGCACGAAAACAGUCCGCCACAUGAGUCGGAGCCGUUUGUUGACCAUGAGGUCGAAUCGCCAUCUCUCAAAAAGAGAAAGACAGCCACUAUGAGGCCACCAGCCCUCUCCCCAUCACGAAGGCCGCUUGGGGCCACAAAGCUACCUCCAGGCAACACCACCAAUUUUAUUGUUGCACAAGAUCUGGGACUGGAUGUGAAAGGGAAUGCGGCCCCGGCAGAGUCCGAUUACGGUGAUGCCGACUUUGACGAGUUCGACGAGUUCGAUGAUGACACGUUUCUUGAACUUGAGGCCAGCAUCAGCCUUUCAAAUUCGAACCGAGAUGCAAGACAGAGCACUCCUACUCCUGCACCUCUCAAAUCUGUACAGCCCGUUCAGCAAAAUGAUGCCAACUUAGACGAUGAGUUUGGCGACUUGGACGACGACAUCUUCGAAGUUGCAGAAACUAUUUUGGAGAUUGCAGAAACAAAGGCCGCAUCCCAAACGCCAACGAGCAUAGAGCCGCCUGCUGUAUUAAGCGUUAGCGCACCUCCGCAAGACGACCUGGAGGAUGUCUUUGGGGACGACUUUGGCGGAGACUUCGACUUUGACGCGGCAGAGCUUGCCGCGACACAAUCGGCCCAGCAACCCGACGCGUCGUCCACAACAGCUACCAGCCAAAAACCCAAAGCCAUUCAACGAUAUCUGGUGACCAAUGUCCUAGACAACGAUUACACGGACGAGCGCGGGCUGUCCCGGGUCGAGAAGAUCUUGAUCGUCCAAGUCGACAACACCAAGUCCAUGAGGACAAUUCAUCUCCGAGGCGACUGGUACGAAACACCUGCGCACGCCAAGGCAUAUGUACAUGUUAUUGGAGCCUUUUCACCAAGCGGCCAAUGCAUUGUUGACGAUUCACACAACAUCCUAAUACUACACCCCGAUCAGUUGAUAUCAGCCACGGUCGUAGCUGAUUCAUUCAGCUGCAUGCGGCGAGCAGUCUUACAGGAUCGCGUCAAAGCGACCAGUGAGGCGACUGCGCCUCUGGUGUACGGAACCAUGCUCCACGAAAUCUUCCAAGAAGCUCUCUUGGCGAAUCAGUGGGAUCUACGGUUCCUCAGUGGCGUGAUUGACAAAGUUAUGGAGAAGCAUAUCGAAGACUUAUAUAAGAUCAAGGUCGGCACCAGCAUUGCUAAGGAACAUCUUCAGUCAAAGAUGACAGAGUUGAGUUGUUGGGCCACGGCUUUCGUAGCCUCUCAGCCGAAUCUUGACGCUGUCGUCCAUGAUCGCAAUGGAAAGAAGGCCAACAUGUGUGUCAGCAAGCUACUUGAUGUUGAAGAACAUGUUUGGUCACCCAUGUACGGACUCAAGGGGAAUAUCGAUGCAACUGUGCAAGUCACGAUGAGAGACGGCAAAGACGUCAAGACACUGACCGUCCCCUUUGAAGUCAAGACGGGCAAGCAUGCCAACAGCAAUCACAUGGCCCAAACAGCACUCUAUAACCUUCUUUUGUCUGACCGAUACGACCUCAACAUCGUCUACGGCAUCCUCUACUACAUGGAAACAUCGCAGACCAUGCGCAUUCCAACGAUUCGGCACGAGUUACGACACAUGAUCAUGCAGCGGAAUCAGUUGGCGUGCCACAUCAGAGAACGCAGCGUUCAGCUUCCGCCGAUGAAAAGAAGUAAGAACAUGUGCGGAAAGUGCUAUGCGAAGACAUCUUGCUUCAUUUACCACAAACUUGCCGACGACGGCAAUGGCGAAACAAGCGGCAUGGACAAGGGUUUCGACGAGGUUGUCAAGCACCUCACGCCUAAACAUCAAGAAUUCUUCCUCAAGUGGGAAAACCUUUUGACCAAAGAAGAAAAAGAGACGCAAAAGCUCAAGAGAGAACUCUGGACCAUGGUCAGCCAGGAUAGAGAGAAGGUGGGAAGAUGCUUCUCCGAUGUCAUCAUCGAAGAGGGCUCGUGGUCGGAGGACCUGGGAACCUCAAAGAUCAACCGCUUCAGCUAUACCUUCGUCAAGCGUGUCCCAAACCCAAGCCACUCUUUUUUGGAGUCUCAACUUGCUGUCGGAGAGCCUGUGGUUGUCUCAGACGAGCAAGGGCACUUUGCUCUCGCCCUGGGCUACGUCACCUCUGUUCGCAAACAGAGAAUCAGCGUAGCAGUCGACCGGCGCCUCCACAACGCACGCAUUAAGCAGCCAGGCUUUGACGAAACUGACAAUCAAGUUUUCGCUAGUAUCAUGGAAGUUGUGCCAGAAGGCUGCACCGCAGAUCAAUCCCAGGGCAAGAUCAAGCAGGCACCUAUUCGCUAUCGACUUGACAAGGAUGAGUUCAGCAAUGGCAUGGCCACUGUCCGCAACAACCUUGUUCAGACCAUGGCCGAAGGUGUCUUCGGAUCUAGAGAGAUCCGCCGUGCCGUGGUUGACCUAGUACCUCCAAGAUUCAAGGCAGCGCCUACACAAUACGUCAUUGCCGACCGAGAGUCCCUGAACGUCGACCAGCACAGAGCUAUCGAGAAGGUGAUGUGCGCCGAGGACUACGCGCUAGUGCUUGGCAUGCCUGGUACGGGCAAAACGACUACCAUCGCUCAUAUUAUUCGGGCUCUCGUAUCCCAGGGGAAGAGUGUUCUGCUCACCUCAUACACACACACUGCAGUCGACAACAUUCUUUUGAAGCUCAAGGACGACAAGACACCGAUUCUACGUCUUGGGGCCCCUGCCAAAGUUCAUCCAGAUGUUCAGCAGUUUGCAAUCCUGGCCGGCCAACCCAUGAACUCUUUCGAACAGAUCAAGGAAGCUUGGCAUGAUACACCGAUUGUAGCGACUACUUGCCUCGGUGUCGGGCAUGCGCUCUUCAACGAACGUACUUUCGACUAUUGCAUCGUCGACGAGGCGUCUCAGAUCACACUGCCAAUCUGCCUGGGACCGAUCCGGAUGGCCAAGACUUUUGUCCUCGUCGGAGAUCACAAUCAACUUCCACCCCUUGUUCAAAAUGAAGAGGCUCGGGAAGGCGGUCUUGAUGUAAGCUUGUUCAAGCUUCUCUCUGACACACAUCCAGACUCGGUGGUCAACCUAGAGCAUCAGUACCGCAUGUGUGAAGACAUCAUGACUCUCAGCAACACCCUCAUCUACGGGGGGCGACUACGAUGCGGUACUGAGGAGUUGCGAUCCAAGAAGCUUGACGUGCCAAAUAUGAAUGCACUCAAGAGUCUCCACCACGACUCUUUAUCGAUGCUUAAGGUCGGGACACCAAAGUCGUUCUGCACAUCCAUGGCCGAAAGCUGCUGCUGGCUGCGAGAUUUGCUAGAUAGCGAAGCUCGGGUGCGAUUUGUUAACACUGACACCCUGCAACCCCUCACUCGAGAGGAGGCAAAGGGCAACCGAAUCGUCAACCCCGCGGAGGCUCGUAUCGUUGUUCAACUCGUCGAGGGCCUCCUUACGGUAGGGGUACCCGACGGUGAAAUUGGAGUGAUGACACACUAUCGCUCUCAGCUAUCAUUAUUGAAGCAUGGUCUCCGUGGCCAUGUGGGCGUGGAAAUGCACACUGCCGAUCGCUUUCAAGGACGAGACAAGGAUGUUGUUAUCCUUUCGUUGGUUCGCAGUAAUGAGAGCUGCAGCAUCGGCGAACUAUUGAAGGAUUGGCGACGCAUCAACGUCGCUUUCACUCGAGCCAAGACGAAGCUGCUUGUUGUUGGGAGCAAGAGCACUUUGAAGGGCAGCGGAAAAGAUGAAAUGCUCAGCAAGUUCAUCAGUCUCAUGGAGGAACGGGAUUGGAUCUACAACUUGCCAUCCGACGCUCUGGACAGUCAUAUGUUCGACGACACAGCAACACAAUUGACAGCAAGUGGAAUCUCCCCCAACAAACCGAGAAACACCAGCUCGAGAAAGGGAUUCAAUCCACGCCAAGUUCCAAAGCUGGCCUUAGGAGUCGACAAAGAGAACCAUCGGCCUCAGCCCAAGAGGGCAAGAAUUGGAGAAAAGGUACUUAUGAAGGAUAAAGUCAUUCUCAGAGACAUACUUAAUGACAUGACAAACGGGGCUUAUUGA